UCUCUGACAUCUUGUGAUCACAAGACUCCUCCGUUUUGAGUUUUCUGUCAAGGUAGGAAUUGGAGGAAAAAAGGCCGUCCCAAUUGGGAUUAUUAGGUUCAGGAGCUCCAAUAGACCAAAAAUAUAUCUCCAAAAUGAGAUACUUUCUAACUUACCUGUUUGUGCUGCUGGUGGCGAUCGUGAUACCCAUAUUUUCUAUGUACUAUCUUCUCAAUGGAAAGGGUGAGCAAAUAAGUUUCGGAUGGUUCUUGGAGAAUACUUCCCCCUACAUGUGGGGAACCCUGGGUAUCGCCUUCGCCGUGGCGUUCUCGGUGGUCGGCGCAGCGAUGGGCAUCCACACGACCGGAGUGAGCAUAGUCGGAGGUGGUGUCAAGGCGCCUAGAAUUAAGACCAAGAACUUGAUUUCCGUCAUUUUCUGCGAAGCCGUGGCUAUUUAUGGACUCAUCACAGCCAUCGUACUGUCGGGAAUGUUGGAGAAAUACACGGAACCACUGUUGGAUAUCACCAUCAAGCAACAGAACUGGAUGGCUGGAUACGUGAUGUUCGGCGCAGGAUUGGCUGUGGGCUUAGUAAACCUGUUCUGCGGUAUCGCUGUCGGUAUCGUGGGCUCUGGUGCUGCCUUGGCUGAUGCUGCAAACGCAGCGCUGUUCGUCAAGAUCCUGAUCGUUGAGAUUUUCGGAUCCGCCAUUGGUCUUUUCGGCCUCAUCGUCGGCAUUUACAUGACGUCAAAAGUCAAAAUGGGCAACCAGUAACUUAAAGAGAACAUUAUAGGUAUUAUGUUGUACAAGAGCACUGGACCAUCUCGCCCCAACCUACAACAAAAUGACACCUAAUAUCAUCAGUGCUUGAAGCUAUAUUUAUAUAAGAAGCAAUUUUAAGCUUGAAUUACAUAUUUAAGUGUUGAACUUGUGUAUUUCUGAUAAUAUUGUUUUGUUGAUGUGAAACUUUUAAUGUAUUUAAUUUUUUAAAUAAUCUUGGUGGUUACUGUUUGUGUAAUAUUUGGUCUUAGCUCCCUAUAGCAAAUAUUUUUUCAUCUUAGCUGUUUCUAGAUAACAAUAUUGAGAUUAUGAACAAAAAAUAUGAAUAAGCUAAGACCCCAUAUUUGAGCAAACAGGUCUUGAUUGUAUUGGAGUGUUUCUAGACAACGUUAUAACAAAUAUACUUGUGUUGUUUAAACCAUAUCACAGUGCUAUAUUGAAAUGGCUAGAUAUACAGUGAUUUCUAUAGAUAUCUUCAUUAUAGUUCAUUUAUAUAAUAGUGUUCACUACUUGUAAAUUGAGGCACAAACACUGUUGUAUCUAUUCAUUUUAAAGCUUUAAACAUUCCAUGAAAUCUUAUUACAACUUGUGAAAGCUUGGAUUGGUAUAUAACUGUAUAUAAGUUUAUAUAACAGAUGACUCUGCAUAUUAUUUUUCCAACUAGACUCAAUGUCAUAAUAAUUAGACCUAUUUUUGAAAUAGUUUAUCUUGUUUCUAACUUCAGUGUUACAAAUGUGUCUAGUGGGAAAAAUUGCCUAUGAUUUUCGCGUGCGACCCAUAUACUCCUUUAUUUCUUUUUAUUGACUUCCACUUGUAAAUAUUAGUUUGCCUCCUCGUACUUUAAAAACACUAAUUUAUUGUAAAUUUAUAUUCACAAAAAUAUAUUAUAGGUGUCGACAUGAAUGCUGCUCGAUUGCAGAAAUCGUCUUGCAAAGCUCAAACCAUUUGGGCGUAUGAAAACAAAAUCGAAAAAGUAUUAAUAUCAGUCGAAAAACGAUUUACUGAUGUUUAUAAGUUAAACAUAUUUGUGCAAAUGUAGAUAUUAUGUAUGUUGAUGAAUAAAUAGCUAAAAGUUA
This is a messenger RNA of Colias croceus (clouded yellow), 1834 nucleotides long. It is a transcript of the gene VhaPPA1-1, whose product is annotated as V-type proton ATPase 21 kDa proteolipid subunit. The record is from RefSeq and is a predicted model, not a curated record. The coding region runs from base 135 to 752 and encodes 205 amino acids. The transcript is spliced from 2 exons. Gene Ontology annotation, molecular function: proton-transporting ATPase activity, rotational mechanism. Gene Ontology annotation, cellular component: proton-transporting V-type ATPase, V0 domain. Gene Ontology annotation, biological process: proton transmembrane transport. NCBI's taxonomy places the organism in Eukaryota, Metazoa, Arthropoda, Insecta, Lepidoptera, Pieridae.